ACACCGGCGGCAGGGAUAUGAGGAACUCCGGGGCGUCCGGUCAGGUGAGGCUCCCUGGCUGAGCCACAGACUUGGCCGCCCUUUGCCAGCAGCGGGCGGAGUCCCCAGCUGAGCUAGCCAAAAGGGGGUGUUGCUCGACGGAACGGCUGCCCCUGUCACUGUGCCCGGCUGGCAGUCGGCGAGGAGCCUCUGCGGCUGCAGGAAUAACCCGCUAACAGUUGGACCCGGGGAGCAGCCAUCAUGAGCAGCGACCACCAGAAGUGCGACGUGGUCGUGAUCGGAGGAGGCAUCUCAGGUUUGUCUGCAGCGAAGUUAUUGCAUGACUCAGGAUUGGAUGUUAUAGUCUUAGAAGCCCGAGACAGGGUUGGAGGCAGAACUUACACAGUAAGGAAUAAGCAUGUCAAGUAUGUUGACUUGGGAGGAGCAUACGUGGGACCCACACAAAAUCGUGUUUUACGACUGUCUAAGGAGUUAGGACUUGAGACUUACAAAGUGAACGAAGUUGAGCAUCUUAUUCAUCAUGUCAACGGCAAAUCUUAUCCCUUCAAAGGGCCUUUUCCUCCAAUGUGGAAUCCCAUUAUUUAUUUGGACUACAACCAUCUAUGGAGGACACUGGAUGAAAUGGGGAAAGAGAUUCCUAAUGAAGCUCCAUGGAAAGCACCACAUGCAGAGGAAUGGGACAAAAUUACCAUGGAACAGUUGCUAGAUAAAGUGUGCUGGACAAAGUGA
Molecule: messenger RNA, 729 nt
Organism: Crotalus tigris (Tiger rattlesnake)
Lineage: Eukaryota; Metazoa; Chordata; Lepidosauria; Squamata; Viperidae
Product: amine oxidase [flavin-containing] B-like
Exons: 5
Coding region: 241-729 (162 amino acids)
Molecular function (GO): oxidoreductase activity
Source: RefSeq, a predicted model, not a curated record